Molecule: messenger RNA, 270 nt
Organism: Entrophospora sp. SA101
Lineage: Eukaryota; Fungi; Glomeromycota; Glomeromycetes; Entrophosporales; Entrophosporaceae
Source: the annotation of a GenBank genome assembly
AUGAUCAGGCAAAACACCGGCAUACAUAUUGCCAAUGUUACAUGGAAAACUUGGAUUAGAGCUUUAAUAAUAUCACCGAAAAGAGAAUUGCCUCAACAAACUGGCAAGUUGAAUAUAACUGAUAUACCUGAUACAUUCACACAGGAGAAGAAUUAUGUUCAAUCUUAUUGGUUUAUCACUUGUGAUAGAGUAACUGAAGGUUGCAAUUGUGAAUUAUAUGAAGGUGUUGCAGUGUGCGAAGAGAUACAAAUAUUUUAUAAUCAUUUGUGA